AUGGAAGUAGCAAUCGAAGAGUAAAAAGAGCAGCUGCCAAAAAAAAUUUGAACUUUUCUUCAUCAUGCAAACACCAGUCUAGAGAAGCUCACAAAGCGUUGAAAUUCACGCUAUAUUUUGCUUUAAGCUCUGAGACAGCUGUCAUGGGUAAUUUUUAUUAGUUUUUUCAAUUUUUUUCACAAUACUUUUGUAAUAAGAUAAGUUGAAAUGGGCGUAGAAAGUGACGUUAUAUGUAUUUACACAAUCAAAGGCACGAGUAAACUUUUAUGGACGGUUUUAUUGCUCGAAUUCAGUGUAACUUCCAGUAUUCCUGUAUUAAUGUGUUUCUUUGAUUAUGAAUCCUUCUAUUUUUGAUGAUCAUUGAACUAUUGUUUGAUGAUAGGGUGGAAAUUAAACAUAGGGCUUUUCAAAAGUUUUUGAAAAAGUUUGCCUUUUCUCUCUUUUCCCUCUUUUUCCUCUUUGAUAAUUCGAUUUUUGGCAGAUAACUCUACUCAGCAGUUUAUGCUGGGGAUCGAGUUUCAGGGCGAUCAUCUACAAUGCAGCUCAGCAUGGUAAUCUGAAACGGAUAGAGGUUUUCUAAAGUCUCUGAUAUAAAAAAAAUUUUGGUAGGUGUUUUUGCAAUGCAAUCGAUCAACUGAUUGGAUUGAAAGCUGCCUGAACAGUUCGGAGAACGACAAAAUCCCUCUGGUUGUGGCUGCACGACACGGCUUCGUAGAUGUUGUACGCUAUUUGGUAAUUUUGUCAUCAUAACAGCAUCUUUAAAAAUUUCUUUUGAGCUUUCUAAAGGAGCGAAUCCAUCUGUCACUGGGGUAGUCUCGUUCGACGGCGAGCACAUUUGUGAUUAUUUAUUGAACUUUUACUUUUUAAACAGAAUUUCUUGGUUAUGAAAGGCGUUUCAGAUGGUACCCCACCUUUAUGGGCCGCAGCAGCUGCCGGACACUUCGAGGUUAAAUUUUUUGAUUUAGAAAAGGCUGAAAGUUGUCUUUUAGGUCGUGAAAGUUCUUGUGGAAGAAGCGAACGCUUGUGUAAAUCAGCCUACUAGCACUCACAGCACAGCGCUCCGUGGAGCUUGUUAUGACGGUCAUCUCGAAAUCGGUAGGGCUCAAUUUAUCUAAAUUUAAAUGGUGAAAUUUAAUUGUAACUAUCGUUCUCCUUAUUUUUCUUAUUGUUCAAAAUUUUCAAACGUGUUCCAGUGAGAUAUCUUGCCGACCACGGAGCCGAUCUAAAUGUUCCAAAUCGUCAUGGACAUACUUCUCUUAUGAUUGCGGCAUUCCGGAACAAAGUAGUGUCUCAUACACUCAUUAUGAAACAAAUUAAAUGAUCAUCGAUCGGCUUGGUUGCAGAUUGAAGUCGUCAAGUUUCUCAUUUCACGGGGCGUCGAUGUUUCUGUUCAAACAUCAAAAGGUUUUCGAAUGUUCUUGUAUUCCAAAGUCUUUUCUGUUUUUGAUGCAAAUUCUGACUUUGAAGGGAAUUCCGCCCUGCACGACGCUGCUGAAGGCGGCAACGUUGAGAUUGUUAAAGUGCUCCUGGAGGCCGGCGCAGAGCUUCUGCCUGACGAAAACGGUCUUUGUCCAUUGAUCUCUAGCGCGAUGUGCGGCAACAGCGAGGUAAAGUCGACACGAAAAACAACGAAAAAAUAUGAGGUUCAGGUGGUGGAGAUCCUUCUCGGACAUACUACGGAUAAGCUGAAGAAACGCGACGCCCUCAAACUUCUCGGCUGCACGAUGGUCGACAAAAAGAUGGAUGUGAACAACGGCCUUCACUACUGGAAAAGAGCUGUCGAAGUGCCUUUGAGCUCCGAAGACCUCAGAGUUGUUAGUUCCUCACCAAUUUCACUAUUCUUUUCGGUUUGCAAACUUUUUAUUAUGUUGUGAACAAAGUACUUUGAGGUACUCGAAUAUUUCGUCAGGGAGGAAAAAAAUAGUUAAAUUUUUGGAGAGUCACAAGUCAUGUUUGCUAGAAACAGAAAUUUUACUGGAAACAUAUUAAAAAUCGCUUUUGAGUUUCUUGGAAAUUCCCAAAAACUGAAGCAAAGUAAGUUUUAUAAUUUUAGAACGGUCAAUGAAAAACAUGUCCAGACAAAAAGUCACUAGGAAACGUUUCAAUUCGAAAAAUUUGAGUUAUUUUAUUUUUUUCAAAAUAUGGGGCGUCUUUCUUUUCAUACUCCAGUUCAAAAAUCAUUUUCCUAAGAUGAAAAAGCAGAUUUUUUUCUGUAAAGUUGUAGAUCUAAAUUUCUUUCUGGAACUUUUUUUAAAAAAUUAAUUUACAGAAUCUUUCGUAGUGGUUUUUUUCACGAGCUCAAAUUUGUCAUGUGUCUAAUUUUUCUUUGUUUUGUACAGAUUCACGAACAAGAAGUUCUUUACGAGCCGAAUCCCGUGUACGACAGCUACCGAGAAGUCAACUUUCUACAUGAAAUUGUAGAUAUUGAGAACAAUCUGGACAGCAUACGCAUGCAGGUUCACACUUUCCAAAUAUCUUCAGUCUUUUUUUGAACUAUUUUUUUGAAUCAUCUAAAUAACUCAGGGAUAAACCAAGUAUAGUUUAGAAGGUUUUUCUUUCAAUUUUGAGUGAAAGACGUUCAGGUGAGUCUUGUCAGUUUCAAUAGUUUUUUAGACUUCUGGGAAAUAAGGCUAAGUUUUCUUUGUGUGAUUAUAAAAAUCCUUAAUCCCUUGUUGGAUGGAGACUGUCGGGAAGGGCAAUCAAAGAACGCCUUGUUAAGAUUCCAAGAGGUCUUCUUUUUCCUUGCGGCCGACCUUCCAAUGUCUGCACCGUUUGCGUUAAUAAGUCGGUGGGCGCGAAAUUGUGCGGAAGCGUACAUGAGAGACACUUAAUUGACAGUCGGGCGCGUUUGAUGGUAUUCUUAGGGACGCACAGGACGUCCCCGGCCAAGUGUUUUCCGCUUUUUUUUUGUUCGGAAACGCUUAUUAUUGGGAAUUAUUGCCCCCGAUCGUCAUUAGGGAUUGCAAGGAUUCGAUGAGGAGAAUCAGACGGAAUAUAAGUUAUUUUUUUUAUCGUUGUUUAAGAGAUUCUAUUCCAACACUUUUUUUAAUUUCACAAUAAUUUUUCGAACUUUUUUUAUAAACGGUAUUUUGAGAUAGUUUAAAAAAAUUUUUUUCAAUGUUGUGAUUAAAAAAAGAAAUUUUUCAGAAAAAAAGACGUAAUUAAUAAAUAAUUGUUUUUAACAUUUCCUUUUUGUGUAAUCUGCUCAUCGCUAUUUCAUGGUUUCCAAGAAAUAGAGUUGUUUUGAAAAAAAGUUUUCGUUUCUAAAUAUCUCUUGAAGGCAAAGUUUCCCAUUCUUCUAAACAGCAACUAUUCCCUGAACGAUUUUUUUUGUGAGCCUCAAAGGCGGCGGUACAAUCCAAACGUGGCGAUUUACUGCCGCCGCGCACGUUUCCGGUGAUGAAGCUCACACGCGAUAUCGUCCAUUUACAAUUCUAGGGUGUUGCUCACACUCACGUGUCUACACAGACACUGGUUAAGAUUCGUUUGCGUCGCCGCGUCGUUUUCCUCGUCUAUUAUGCGCGACAAUAGUGGCUACGCGAGGAUUUAUGGCAGAAUUGCGGCGCCUUCAUUCAAGUGUUUGGGUGGUGCCCCAGGAACUGUUCGAGGACCGUUUGAGUUUACUUUUAUUGUGUGCCGAUCCCAGUUUGUGCUGUUGUUUUUUCACCUUUCUAAUGAAUUUCGAACAAAAGGGCUACAUGAUGAUUCAAAGGUUUUCACUCUGUACUGAAAAUUUCGAACAAAAAUUAGUUCAUUAUCACCCUCCGAGUUUUCAGAGGGGUGGAGAGCCAAUGAAUAAAUUUCAAGACAAUAGCUAGGUUGCUUACACUACGGAAGACGAAACUUUUUUUUUCAAAAUUGUAUUCUGUGAGACCAGCUCGAGAUGCCUUUUUUUUGUUUUGUCUGUCAUUUUCAACUAGAAAACAUAUGAGAAACCAAAAAAAGUUGUUAAGAGUUUGAUCGCACAAUCUUAGUGUCAGAGAAUUGGUAAGACGCCAGCUUCCAGAAACCUUAACGCUUGCUUUGAGCAUUUUCACGGACCAAGAAGUCAGCCCUAUUAUGAAAUUAGCCUAUCUCUAUUAAUUUGCGCAAACACCUGAAGAUUCUUCAACAUUAGUGGCGCUACUAAACGUUUACUUUCAAAAAGACACAUUUCAUAAGUUGCUAAGGUUGCAGGACAGGGCUUAUCAUGUACCGGACUUGAAAAAAAUAUCGCCAAAAACAGUUCACGCAUCUAGACUUUGGCCAAACUUCUGAAAAUCCUCAAUUUCACACUAAAAUUACAUGCUUUGCAAGUUCGGUUUUCAACCUUUAUGGUAGCGAAGAUUUGGUCAGAUUUAGAGGGAUUUGAACCAGAAACCUUGUUGGCUGUAACUAUGGGCCUUUGCAGCUGAAUUACUCUUCCACCGGAGCAGGCAAUGUCCCAAAAUAAGGGCGAAUGUUUGCAUGUAAUUGACUGUGGAGCGCAACCGACCGAAUGGCGCAAGCUCUGCUACCGGUAAUAUGAGUAAAUGAUCGCGUGACGCACCUGCACCAUUUUCUCAAGUGUUGUUUUCGACCGGCUUAACUAUUCGGUCUAGUUAUUCGGAAGUCGUUUCAUAUUCAUUGGUGAAUCAGUGCGAAUUUCAGUCUCUGCUGAUUCGUGAACGGAUUUUGGGCGGUAGUCAUCCGGAUGUACAUUAUUACUUGCGCUUUCGCGGGGCCGUCUACUGCGACCUUGGAAGGAAGGACAGGUAUCGUUUUUAUUUUUCAAAAAUUUUUAGAGCAAAGACGGAGUUUAAAUUCCCAUUGAAGUCGAAUAUAGACUUGUAAAACUGCAGCAUUGCCAAAUUUCAUCCCUCUGCUUUUUUCCCUUUCUCAUUUAUGUUGGAGAAAAAAAAUUUAACGAAAAGUUAUAACUAACAGAAGACACAAUCGCUAUCUAUCCUAGUAAAAUUCAACUCAGAAAAAGUUUCGAAAUUUUUCUCCAGCUAGAGAAAUCUUAUUUGAAAAAUAAAACAGUAAAACUAAAGUCCUUGGAUGACUUAUGCCAUAAAUAUUUCGUUUACAUACCUACGAGAAUCAAGUUUUAUAAGUGAAGUAUUUUUUUAUUUUGGUUUAAAUAAUCUGUGAUGGUUUUUUUGAGAACUUUCCUAAUUUUAUAUGAAAAAAGCCAUCAAGUUGUUAGAAAUUUGCAGAUGUUAUGUCCUGUGGAAGCACGCUUUGGACCUGCAGCAGCAGUACUUCUCUCCCCUACACAUUGCGACGGUUUCGACGCUGCAGUCGUUCCAGGAGACUUUCGCCCAGUCUCUCAACGACCACGUCAUCCACAUGGACGUCGACCGACCUCUGAGAUUCAACGUCUCGCUCGUCGAGUACGUCUUCAACCAGCUGUGUCACGAACUCGAGCGUGUAGGACUUUUCGUCUGUUUCUUCCGGCUGAGAGACCUCUCAUGGGUGUGGAAAAACUGCAAGUCGCGUAAUUGCAGUUGGUCGAGUGGGGCGACAAACCGCUGGUCGAGGAUUGCUGCAACGAAGACCACACGACCGACGUCGAUGGCGAGAAACGAAAAUUGGUGCUCAUCGGAUUGCAACUCAUGCUCUUGGUACGCCUCAUUACCUCCGGGGAGCAAGUUGCGAGUAUUUUCUUCAGGUCGAUCGACUGUCUCUGCCUACGGCCAACAUGAUUGAGGAGGUCCAGGACGAAAAGGAGCUCGACCUCGAUGUUUGUUUUUUUUUCUUUUAUUUUUCACAGAGAAUUUUUUCUCAUACUGUCAAACGGGACUUUAGGUGAAUCGCUUUGUUUUGGCGUCCAAAAGAUUGAAGAUUCCCAUUUUGCAUUUGGCCCUCGAAGAGUCGGAUCGACAAGAAAGCCAACGGUACCUUUUUUCAUUCAGAAACGUCGGCAAAACAUGUUUUUUAUUCCAAGUUUCUUUAUCUUCUAUAUAUUUUGAUACUCAAAAAAACUUUUUUCUUAUUUCUGGUUUCCUUCGACUCCAGUUGUUGAACGCCUUCUUCGCGAAAAUGUCGACGUCAACGAAAUGGACGAGAGGAAAAACUCGCCGAUCCAUGUGCUGCUUGAUAAUGAGCAAACGCGGUCAGCCAGUGAAAAAAGUAGACUUUUGAAAAUGUACUUUCUUCAGCAUGAGUCUGAUAAAAGUUCUCUUGGAUCACGGAUCUUACUUGUUCGCUCGGAACAAGGAAGGAAAAAGAGUCAUCGACUCGAUCCGUCGAAUCAACUCCUCCCAUAACGAGCGUAUACCUCUAGGUAUGCAAAAAAAAAGAAAAAAGAAAUUUGGAUUUCACUGUUGGUUUGCAGCGAAAUACGUUACUCUGAAAGGGCUGGCGGCGAGUGUGGUCCGCAGCAAAGUAGACCACGAGGCGGCGUUGAACCUCGUUCCUAUAGAUCUCAGAACCUUUCUCGAAAUGCAUUAG
Messenger RNA from Caenorhabditis auriculariae, 6414 nucleotides. The record is from the annotation of a GenBank genome assembly. Lineage: Eukaryota; Metazoa; Nematoda; Chromadorea; Rhabditida; Rhabditidae.